CCGGGUAAUCUCACGUGCCCCCACAGCCAACCUUUUCCCUACAGCGGCGGGCGGGCAUCAGCAGCCCUCCCGGACACCCCCACCACACGCACGACUACAAAAUGCUCUACGAACUGAUCGCCUGUGUCCGCCCCAGCGCCGCCGGCCUGGGCGAAGUCCGCGAGAUCGCGAAAACGUGCGGGAUGGCGGUGCUGCAAGGCGGCGGCGUGAUCCGCACGAUCCAGAACUGGGAGAAGCUCAUGCUGCCGCGCCGCGUGCGGAAACAUCAAACGUACUACGACCGCGGGCACUACUUCCUCAUGCGCUUCGACGCCGCCGCCGCGACCCAGAAGAGGAUGAGGGACGUCCUUGGCCUCGAUCCCAGGAUGGUCAAGUUCAGCGUCGUCAAGGUCGGGCAGAAGUUGGAGGAUGUGGUGAAGAAUGAGUAGGCUGGUGGGAUGGAUGUACGGGGGGGAGGGGGGUGUACGAUUAUGGAUUUGAUGCGUGCCCGGGCGUGUGGAGAAACAGGCUGGGCAAUAUAUUGUGUUCCGGGCUACAUGGCUGGUUUUGGUACGGUGGAGAGAACUCACCCGCUUGCUGGUUUGGGGUCUUCGGGACAAUUCUGCUGCCGGAUUGACCUCGGGGAAGGCAGCGCCUAUGUGUGAGACCGCCCAUUCAUGCGCUUUCCAUAGCUCUAUACGUACAAUCAUCACA
Molecule: messenger RNA, 693 nt
Organism: Tricharina praecox
Lineage: Eukaryota; Fungi; Ascomycota; Pezizomycetes; Pezizales; Pyronemataceae
Exons: 2
Coding region: 102-428 (108 amino acids)
Biological process (GO): translation
Cellular component (GO): mitochondrial small ribosomal subunit; ribosome
Molecular function (GO): structural constituent of ribosome; small ribosomal subunit rRNA binding
Source: RefSeq, a predicted model, not a curated record